GCCAUUUUCCAAGCCAUGUCGACCUCUAGAACCUCAGACGUUUCCCUCAAAGGAUAUCAGUCUAAACCAACCCAAAUGAAUUUGUCUCUUCUUCAACGUAACGCAUCAACUUCUGGUGAGAGAAGAGGGCGAGGAAAGCAAGCAGAACCUGGAAGGUUUCUUGGGGUGAGAAGACGCCCUUGGGGUAGAUAUGCUGCUGAAAUCAGAAACCCUUUAACUAAAGAAAGACAUUGGCUUGGAACAUUUGACACUGCCGAAGAAGCAGCUCUUGCUUAUGACAGAGCUGCUCUGUCCAUGAAAGGAUGCCAAGCAAGAACCAACUUCGUAUACUCUAAAGAUACCAACAUUUUCCACAAUGCUCUCACUCCUUUCAAUUCUCAACCUCUCUUGCCACCUUCACAUAACACUCACAACAACAUGCAACUAACCAAUCAAACUACCCUAUCUCACCUUCCUACUUUCACUUCCCACGUUGAAAACCCUUCUUCUGACUUAUAUGCUGACAGUGAAACUGCUUUUGGGUCACCUCAGGAUGAUAAUUUCUUCUUCUCCACUCAGUCUAACUCUGGCUACCUUGAAUGCAUAGUUCCCGGUAACUGUUUCAAGAAGAGCAAUGCCAGUGCUUCAGGUCGUGACCUAGAGGUUGGCCACGUUAACUCAAACUCCAUGCAGAUUCAGCCACAUUUUGACACCACUCAAGAAGCCUUCAACAUGCAAGCAACAGUCGCCCCUGACUAUGCAGAUUUUUCUUGCCCAACUGAUCUUGGUAAAGGAUUAUGGGAUAAUCAUCAAUCAUGGGAUUGCAGUUCCAAUGAACUGGCAGCUAUGUUUAAAAAUCCAUCAAGGGUUGUUGAGGAAGGGUGCAUGGAUGCGUUGCAUCCAUUCACUGAUAGCUCAAACUAUGAGCUAAUAACUCAGGUUGUUUCUUCAACUACAUAUUCUCCAUCAGUUCCUCCCUUUGGGAAUGUUGGCUCAGCAUACUCUCCCUUCUGA
Vigna angularis (adzuki bean) is the source of this 993-nucleotide messenger RNA. Its product is annotated as ethylene-responsive transcription factor LEP. NCBI's taxonomy places the organism in Eukaryota, Viridiplantae, Streptophyta, Magnoliopsida, Fabales, Fabaceae. Gene Ontology annotation, molecular function: DNA-binding transcription factor activity; DNA binding. Gene Ontology annotation, biological process: regulation of DNA-templated transcription. The record is from RefSeq and is a predicted model, not a curated record. Bases 16 to 993 code for a protein of 325 amino acids. The transcript has a single exon.